Balaenoptera musculus (blue whale) is the source of this 3074-nucleotide messenger RNA. It is a transcript of the gene SHLD2, whose product is annotated as shieldin complex subunit 2. The record is from RefSeq and is a predicted model, not a curated record. Gene Ontology annotation, biological process: regulation of double-strand break repair via homologous recombination. Lineage: Eukaryota; Metazoa; Chordata; Mammalia; Artiodactyla; Balaenopteridae. The coding region runs from base 198 to 2924 and encodes 908 amino acids. The transcript is spliced from 11 exons. Gene Ontology annotation, cellular component: nucleus; site of double-strand break.
GGGCGAGGGACUCCGCAAGCUUCCGGGAUCUGAGGGGAGCAGGUGUCUCAGUGAUAACUAUUCUCUGGACUGAAUCCUGAAUUUGUCUUGUUGGUCAAAUGAUUAAGACAGUUUAUCUUCGUUCCCCCACAGUCCCCCCUUUUUGGAGAUAUAUGUGAAAGGGUUAGAGGCCUUGAUGUUUGAAUAGACAAGAAACCAUGAGUGGAGGAUCUCAAGUCCACAUUUUUUGGGGUGCUCCAGUCAGUCCACUGGAAAUGACAGUAUCACAGGAACCAGCUUCUUUAGUGUCCACUGCGGACCCCUGGAAAGAAAUUCAGCUUUUGUACAAUCACCAUUCCUUACAUCUGAAGGAUGAAAAAUGCAGGCACAAAAGUGUUGAGGAUUAUCAGGACCUGGAACCUCUGGACCCUCCAGAUCUUCCUCAUGGUCAUUUUCCAGCAAACUCUGUGAACAGAUCUGUUCAUGUGAAAGAUGACUUCACACAUUGCAUUUCUGAAACACAAACUGUAAAAUCCCAGAAGAGUCACCCCUUGGGGUUGAGUGAUAGAACCAACUCCAGUGAUCAAAUAUGUGGAUUUAAGGCCAGAUUUCAACAUUUAACUGAAGAAGAAAAGUAUCAAAAGCUUUUCAGUGAACAUAAGAAAAUCACAGAUGAACAGCAUAAAGAUCAAUCAAAUAUACAUGGUCAAAAUGUUCCAAAAAAUUCCUUUCAGUUAGAUCAUAAGUGUGCAGCUAUAUUGGAUGUGGUCUGUGGUGCUGAACAGACUAAUACGGGGCCAGGGGCUAUGGAAACAAACUGUGCACCAACAGAGCAUCAAGAAAUACAAAACCAGUGUCUGGAAUUCUUUUCCUCUAGCACAGUAGACAAACCAAGGCCUGAAGGAACAGUUAGGAAGGUCUCAGGCCUUAAGAUAUCCACUGAUACUGAAUUUCUCAGUGUAAUGACCUCCAGCCAGGUUGCUUUUUUAGCUCAAAGGAAGUAUAAAGGGCAGAAUUCUGUAAAUAAAGGAACCAUUAAAAUGGAGAUUGAACCAGAGACAAGCCAUGGGGAAAUAAGAAUAACUGAAGAUAAUUUGAUUCAGCCCAAUGAUGAUUCUACAGAAGGAUAUGAAGGUGGACAGAACCAAGCCUGUUCCCUUGAACUUUUUAGUCCUGUUUGUCCUGAAACAAAAAAUAGCCACAUUCUCUUGAACACCGAUAAAGGUCUUGAAGAAAAUAUAGGAUCUCAAGAACUUUUCAGUUUUGAUGAUAAAUUGCCACCAAAUGAGAUACGCAUUGAGUCAUGUAGCUCAGGAAUACUGUGUUCCCAACUAAAUACCUUCCACAAAAGUUCUAUUAAAAGAAGUUGGACCUCUGAAGAUAAAUCAGGCCAUCCUCAAGCUCUAUCUGAAGUCCCCCACGUCGCUAGGAAAAUCAAGUUGAUUUCUAAUGAGAGAGAUCAUACUGUAACAAUGCACCAGAGGAAUGUGUCUGGAUUUAAGGGCAUUAAAAAAACAUCAUUAAUAAAAAACUGUGAUUCUAAAAGUCAGACGUAUAAUUGUUUAGUCAUGGUGUUAUCUCCAUGUCACGUGAAAGAAAUAAACAUAAAAUCUGGACCAAAUUCUGGCUCCAAAGUGCCUUUAGCAACAAUUGUGGUAAUUGACCAAUCAGAAAUUAAGAAGAAGGUUUUUCUGUGGAGGACUGCAGCGUUUUGGGCACUUACAGUGUUUCUUGGAGAUAUAAUUUUACUCACGGAUGUUACUAUUCAUGAGGAUCAUUGGGUUGGUGAGACAGUACUGCAAUCAACAUUUACCAGUCACUUAUUAAAUCUUGGGAGUUAUUCAUCUGUCCAUCCUGAAGAAUAUUCCAGUAUGGUUAGUGAUACUGUACUUCAAGACUUACUGGCAUAUGUGUCUUCAAAACAUUCCUAUCUCAGAGAUCUUCCUCGGAGGCAGCUUCAGAAAAUGAGCAGUAUAGAAUUUGUAGAAUUGGAGCAGCUUCAACCAGACGUGUUAGUCCAUGCAGUUCUAAGAGUUGUUGAUAUCAUUAUACUGACAGAGGCAUUAUACAGUUAUAGAGGACAGAAGCAAAGGAAAGUUAUGUUAACAGUGGAACAGGCCCAAGGUCAACAUUAUGUGCUUGUAUUAUGGGGUCCUGGAGCAGCCUGGUACCCUCAACUUCAAAGGAAAAAAGAUUGUAUUUGGGAAUUUAAAUAUCUUCUUGUUCAGCGCAAUUGCAUCCUAGAGAACCUAGAAUUGCAUACGACACCAUGGUCAUCUUGUGAGUGCCUGUUUGAUGAUGAUAUAAGGGCAAUUACAUUUAAAGCAAAAUUUCAAAAAAACACACCCUCCUUUGUGAAGAUGUCAGAUUUAGCGACACACCUAGAGGAUAAGCGUUCAGGAGUGAUUCUAAUCAAAGCCCAGAUUUUAGAGCUAGUGUUUCCCGUUACAGCAUCUCUGAAGAUAGCUCUAAAUGCUCACAGUUCUCUGAAGAUUAUUUUUUCUUCUCUUCCCAAUAUUAUAUAUACGGGCUGUGCAAAAUGUGGAUUGGAACUAGAAACAGAUGAGAACAAGAUCUACAAACAAUGUUUUAGCUGCUUGCCAUUUACCAUGAAGAAAAAAUACUAUAGGCCAGCUUUAAUGACCAUAGUUGAUGGAAUAUAUAAGGUUUGCGUCCAUGUAGGAUCAAAGCUGAUAGAGAAGAUUCUUCUCAACAUUUCUCCUGACUGGCUCAACAGAGUUAUAGCCCCUCCCUCAGACGUCACCUACGACCUGGUCGCCGCAGACCUGCUCCAUGCCUUGCUGGCGGGCAGUGGAGCACCUUGUGUCCUGAAGGUGCAGAGCCUCUUUGUGUUAGAUGAAAACAGCUACCCACUACAACAGGAUUUCUCCCUCCUGGAUUUUUAUCCUGACGACAUGAAGCACGGGUCCCAUGCCCUUCUCUAAGACCAGAGGAAGAAACUGCAGGCACUUCAAGGAAGAGCACUGAAAUGAUUUGUCUUUUGAAAUGAAUGACAGGGCUUUAGCUCAGGGUUUUAAAAUAAGUAUAUUUUAUAAAGAGAGUUGUGUUAAAGGUAUUAAUUAAAACUUUUUUUU